AUGGCACCGCUACGCUCCUCCCCGCUGCAAUGGCUCUGCAGCCUGCUGCUGCUCGCCAGCGCCGCCAGCGCCCUCAAGUUCGAGCUGCCGUCGCACGGCGGCGCCGAGAACCACAAGAAGGAGCGGUGCAUCCGCAACUUUGUCGGCCAGGAGACGCUCGUCGUGGUGACGGCCACGGUGGACGGCUACAAGGGCGACGGCAUGACGGUCAACAUUCACAUUCGCGACGCGCUGGGCAACGACUACGCCAAGGCCAAGGACGUCGUCGGCGAGUCGAGAUCUGUCUUCACGUCCCACGCGGACGCGGCGUUUGACGUGUGCUUUGAGAACAUUCAGACUGGCACUCGCCGCCCCAACCCGUCCUUCCGCCACGUCGAGCUCGACAUCGACAUUGGCGCCGACGCCAAGGACUGGUCGGCCAUCCAGGCGACGGAGAAGCUCAAGCCCGUCGAGGCGGACCUGCGCCGGAUCGAGGAGCUGACGGCCGAGAUUGUGCGCGAGAUGGACUACCUGCGCACGCGCGAGCAGAAGCUGCGCGACACCAACGAGAGCACCAACACGCGCGUCAAGUGGUUCGGCAUCGGCACCACGUGGCUGCUCAUCGGCCUCUGGGGCUGGCAGAUCAUGUACCUGCGCGCCUACUUCCGCUCCAAGCACCUCAUCUAG
Messenger RNA from Purpureocillium lilacinum, 666 nucleotides. RefSeq names its product vesicle coat component. The record is from RefSeq and is a predicted model, not a curated record. Lineage: Eukaryota; Fungi; Ascomycota; Sordariomycetes; Hypocreales; Ophiocordycipitaceae. Gene Ontology annotation, cellular component: Golgi apparatus; endoplasmic reticulum; endoplasmic reticulum-Golgi intermediate compartment. Gene Ontology annotation, biological process: Golgi organization; endoplasmic reticulum to Golgi vesicle-mediated transport; intracellular protein transport.